GUAUUACAGGGUCUGGAGAAAGAUGUAAUGAGGAUUUUAACUUUAAAAUUGUUCCAUUACAGAUGUUGCACAUAUUACUAUGACUGAGGCCCCCACUACAGCAAUGGUGGACCCCUGUAAGGAGCUGAACUGCACUGCAGACGAGUGGUGUGGGGAGAGCAAUGGGGUCUAUGGCUGCUUCUGUAAUGAGAACCAUCCUAGACCAGGCAACGACUCUUAUGACUCCAAAGAAGAGUGUGAGAGCAGCUCUGGCACCAUGUCUCUGUCCCGCUGUCAGCUCUUUGAAGCUGGUUUCUCUGCUGACCUCCUGCACCUGAGCGACCCCAACUGCACAGGGACAAUCCAGAACGGCAGACUGGUCUUCCAUUUUAAUAACGAUGACCAUAUCUGUGGCACCAGUCUCAUGGCCAACGGAACCCACUUCAUCUAUGAGAACACUAUCCAGGGGGGAGCAGAAUCAGGAGGAGGGCCCAUUCACAGAAAGAAAUAUCUGGAACUGCAGUUCUCCUGCAUUUAUCAGAUCAGCCAGACCCUCUCCAUGGACACCGAAUUAACCCCUCUGCAGAGCGUAGUGCACAAGAACCUUCCAGAUGGUCAGGGGAUGUACCAGGUCAGAAUCGUUCCCUAUCAGGAUGCUGCCCUCUCCCAACCUUACAACGGCAGUGUGAAGAUAGUGGUGGACGAGAGGAUCUACGUGGGAGUGUUUGUUCAGGGGGUGGACAGUCGUCAGAUUGCCACAGUGAUAGACUCAUGUUGGGCCACUCCUGAGAGGGACCAGCACCAUGCUGUCCGCUGGCAUCUCAUCACUAACAGAUGUCCUAAUUCAGCAGAUAAGACAGUGGAAGUUCUUCAGAAUGGUGUCUCCACUACUGGCCUUUUCUCCUUCAAGAUGUUUGCCUUUAACGGGAACUACCAGAAGGUUUUCCUUCAUUGCUCCAUUUACCUUUGCCUUCUGCAAAACAACAACUGUGCAGAGGACUGUGUCCCUGGAUUUCACCCAAGGGUUGGCCGGUCUGUGAACAACCAUGACCUGGCCUCCAUAUCUGUGGGACCAUUCAUUUGGACAACUUAAAGCACAGGUGCAUGGACUCCACAGAUAAUGAAGGUUCAGAUCUUCUGACUCUACACACCCUUAGAAAGAACGAUUAUACACAACCCUGAUCUAAUCUCUUUUCAGUAAUUGUGCCACUAGUGCCAUUCUGAAUUUUUAUUUCAUUUUAAUAAUCUGCUUGGGAAUGAGUUUCUGCAACUGAAGAAAUAUAUAUAAUCAAGAUAUGCCGACUGUUAAAUUACAUACAUGAGCAUUAUUCGCCACUGACUUUGAUUUUUGUUGAUUUUUUUCAAAUAUGGAUAUAAUUAUCCAUGAUUACUUUAUGGUGAUUACUUUAUAUUAGCAUUAUAUAAUAAAUGUAUCUGACAAGCAUUA
This is a messenger RNA of Astyanax mexicanus (Mexican tetra), 1426 nucleotides long. RefSeq names its product pancreatic secretory granule membrane major glycoprotein GP2-like. NCBI's taxonomy places the organism in Eukaryota, Metazoa, Chordata, Actinopteri, Characiformes, Acestrorhamphidae. The transcript has 8 exons. The record is from RefSeq and is a predicted model, not a curated record. The coding region runs from base 80 to 1072 and encodes 330 amino acids.